CAUAUUUUUCACCCGAUCCGAGAUCAGUUUGGUGUCGACAAUCAUCGGAAGGGAUGGAACGUUUGUGUCGCGCGUGUACUCGCUAGGAUAUGUGCCCUUUCUGCUUGUCUCUUGGCACCAGUGAGUGAAAAGUUCCACUGAGUUGGCUUCCGAAGGCUAGGGCGCUAGGCGCUUGUGUUAGGCCUAGCAGUGCGCCAUCGGCGGCGGCGAAGAAGAGCGGUAGUGCGAACAACAGAGGAAAAAGAAGAACGUAGAAAAAAAAAACAGCACACGAUAUCUGUCGGAUUCCAUUGUGUGUGCCAUCGGCAAAUAUAUCUGCUGAUCUGUGCGGCCGUCUGUCUAGCUAGCUUUUCACCAAACCGAACCGGACGACGACGGUGUGUGGUGAAAAUCGAUAUUUUCCUAUGCGCUUAGACCAAUUGGGGAAGCACGGGGAGAAAGAGGAGUUCGCAACCUAUGGUGGCACAUUGUGCGAAAGUGAUUAACAGAACAGAGGAAAAAAGUUGCGAUUCCCUUCGAAGAAGGAUGUGUCCAGCGUUUAGUGAACGGGUGGCAAAAAUCACUUCGCGGAUGAGGGAGUUAGAAUUGACCUUGGAUUAUGCGUUGUGAAGAAUUGGUGCUUCCGGGUGUUCUUCUUGUCGAACCGCAAGACUCGAUACAUACACGACAGAGUACAAGUUGUGAAGUAAGUGACCUCUAAUCAGAUUUGCGCGCCAUGUAGGAAAUGUGAACACUGCGUGUUAUCGACGUUGUUCUCACCGGAUGUAUGAACCUGCUACUGUGUGGAACGUCGUUCGUCUGUCACUGUUUCAAAGGUCACGGAAAUGUUUCGCUGGAUUAAUGCUUUAAGUUAAACGUUCGUACUUGCUCGGACUAUUUGAGCGCGAUUGUGUGCGGGGUUUGGUGCUGGCGUGGAAAAUCAUUUCCAGAAGAGACUUGCGUGACUCAGCAGAGUGAGAAGAAAACAAAAAAAAAAUACAACAGAAAAGGCAGUUGGGCGGGAAAAGUUACCUCCCGGAGGAAGUUCGCCUCUAUCGGAAGGGCAAGUAAAAAGUGUACGAAAUAAAAAAAAAACAUGAAGCGCAUUAGCUGCCGCGGUUUGCCAAUUCAUGGUUCGGGGGGCGUUUGAAAGAGUGUGGCCCCAGGUAGCUUAGAAAGGAAGACGAAAAAACAGAUUCACCAGUUAUACAACAGCCAGUCCCCGUAGUACUCGGGCCGGGCAGACAGGUUCCAUCAACGUCAACACGCCUUUGCUGCCACUGCUGCUGCUGCUGCUGGUGAGCUGCGAAAAGUGGCGAACGUGCGGAACCAGAAAUGGAAUUCAUGCAGAGGAAUAUAAUCAUAUCGCUUUUGAUCUUCGUGCUCGGGCUGGCAAAAGACAUUUGCUUCUGCCUGCGGCUGACGGAGGUCCGCAUUCCGAAUCAUGUGGCCAAGAACAGCACCGUCCAGCUCGAGUGUCACUUCGACCUGAACGGCGAAGCCCUGUACUCUGUCAAGUGGUACAAAGACGGUAACGAGUUCUACCGGUACGUUCCUAGAGAUAAUCCACCAGCUCAGUUCUUCCUGCUGACGGGGGUGUCAGUUGAUCUGCUGAAUUCGACUGAAAAUCAGAUAGUGCUGAACAAUGUAACUUUGGCUUCGUCCGGGCGGUAUCGCUGUGAAGUGUCCGCCGAGGCACCCUCCUUCCAGACCGUCUCCAGCCACGGUGACAUGGUAGUGGUCGCCCUGCCGGAAACGGAUCCAAAAAUCACCGGUGGAAAACCACGCUACCAGAUCGGUGACAUGGUGCGAGUGAACUGCACAUCGGGCCGGUCGAAACCGGCGGCCAAGCUGACGUGGUUCAUCAACGGCGAGGUGGCCGAUCCGACCAUCCUGCGCCGCUACGACACUGUGAUAACUGGGAGAGAAGGCCUAGAGACUACAAUUUUAGGAUUAGAGUUUCGCGUACGGUUGCGGCAUUUCAAGCGCGGCGAUAUGAAGCUGAAAUGCGUAGCCACGAUAGCACACGUGUACUGGAAGAGCAACGAAGAGAGCGUCGAGGGCGAUAAGCAACCGAAACCACCGGCACUAGAGUCGAAAGAGACACUCCAUCCGAAUGGUUCCCGGGCGGACCGGCAAGAAAGCAACUCCAGUUCCAGCAACCAUCGGCGGAGAUUUAUGGCCGGUGCCACUGCCAACGUGCUUCUGCUGCUCCUCCUGGCCCUUCUCAACUCGUUGUCCACGUGCUCGGCGGUGUCGCCUCCGCCAAGGUCCUCCCCGCUUGGGAGAUAACUUCAUCCAUUCACGGCGCUGGAUGGAAACAAGAAAAAACUAUCAGCAUCUCGGCGUUAAAGUCGCUGCCGGGCUCUGACUAGCUGAAGGCGAAUCACGUAUCUUAGUGGCUUUUAUAUUACGUUUUAGAUUUUAAUGAAGAAGUAAACCCACUUCCAGUCCCUCCUCCUCCACCCUCCCGGAGUCCGCUUAGUCGCCCCUCCUCCCCCCCCCCCUCCUCGGGGUAUUGCUCGGGGGCUAGGCAAAUCUAGUGCCCCGGAGGGGCGGGAACAAGGCAAGGGAUGCAAGGGAUCGCGAGCAAACACUUUUUAGAUUAAAUUGAAUGCCAAAGAUAUAAAACGAGAAGCUGUAAAUUUUGCGAGAUUACUAACUGAACGGAACCAUAGGCGAAGGGAUCGUGGAAGAAGAAAAUAUUACCGUGUGCCAUUGCGAGUGAAAUUGUUAGAAAGAAAGAGCGCGAAAAAGAAUGUAAAAACAAACAAGAAAGCACGCGAAAGGGAUUCCAGCUGUAAGAUAGGAUCCUGUACAUACUUAGGUGUAGAAUUUGUUUCUAAGUUUUAACAAUAUAUCCCGAGUUGGACAACUUCGGAGGGAAGUUUAUUUUAAGUUGCUAAUUUGGGAGAACUAAAAUUUAGACAAAAAAAAAACAACAAAAACAAGGUUGAAAACAUCGAUCAUUAAGCGGUCUCGCAAUUAAUACAUGUCAAUUUAAGAAAAGAAAAAAAAAGUUAAUGCUAAUGAAAGAUGAACAAUGUUUCUAUAAAAAAAAAAUGCAGUAUUACUUAUCGUUGAACUAAACUAACACAAACAAAACUGAAACAGACUAAACUAAUUCGUCAUAUCAGGUGGGAAUACGCGUAAAUACACACACUCACACACUUUUUAAAAUACUUAUUUAUGUGACGAACAUUUCGCUCUUAAACUUUAAAAAAACGUAUUUAUCGUAAAAGAAAAAAAACCAACAACUUCAACCGAAUCAAAGUUGUUUACUCAAAUUCAAUGUGAUUUUUUGAAAAAAGUCAAACAAAACGCAAGGUCUAAUUUCCUUCGCUAAGUUUAUAAUCAAGUAAAAUCUAUGCGAGAAAAAAAGAGAUAAAAACAAAAAACAGUAUUAUCGAAUGAAUCGCCUAUCAUAGAGGGAAGAACUGGUCAAAUAGAAUAGAAAAACGCCCAUCCGCGUGCAUCCAUCAUCAUCGGAACUCAACCGAACUGUGUAGCGGGAGCGAGAAAGAGCGAAAGAGAAAGAGCCAUAUCAAAUUGUACCCCAACAGAACCCUCCUCCAGUUUUCUCACAUCUCACAUAGCAACAAAAAUAUCUUCGAAAGAAAAAAGCGUAUCAUUUGUUGUUAAACUCGACGAGAGAAAAAUAGCAACAGUAAUAAGAAAAUAUCAUCAAGACUUUAGAAGACCGUACAUACCUAUAGAAGAAUAAACCCGAGGAAAGUGUUUUUGUUAGUCCAGAAAAUUUGAGGAGUUUAUAUCGCGAUGCAGCAAAUGACAUCGUUAUGAGCGUUUGAGUUUGUUAUCGCAAGAAUGGCGCGCGUUUGUUAAGCCUUUUGGUUGGCCUUUGUUUGACGUGAGUGAAGAGAGAGCAAAAAAAAAAAAAACAAUGGAAAAUGAUGAGAAAAAAAAGAUUAUAAAAAAAAAACAUUUGUUACAAUUCGAUGGCGGGAUAAAGUAAAUACAACAGAGAUUGGUUCACUGGAAAAUACGUCGAAGGAAAGACAAGAAGAAAAAAACAAAUCGUUAGACGUAUCUUAGCGAAUAGGAUUGAUUAAUUAUUGUAAAUAAUUUUCAUAUGAAUCAGAUACGAUUUAGUCUAUUUUAAUAAAUGUAUAAAUUCAUGAACCUUUUA
Molecule: messenger RNA, 4126 nt
Organism: Wyeomyia smithii (pitcher-plant mosquito)
Lineage: Eukaryota; Metazoa; Arthropoda; Insecta; Diptera; Culicidae
Exons: 6
Coding region: 1315-2271 (318 amino acids)
Source: RefSeq, a predicted model, not a curated record